Zymoseptoria tritici IPO323 is the source of this 2876-nucleotide messenger RNA. RefSeq lists its product as uncharacterized. The coding region runs from base 595 to 2655 and encodes 686 amino acids. Gene Ontology annotation, biological process: maintenance of mitotic sister chromatid cohesion; mitotic sister chromatid cohesion. The transcript is spliced from 2 exons. The record is from RefSeq and is a predicted model, not a curated record. Gene Ontology annotation, cellular component: SMC loading complex; chromatin. Gene Ontology annotation, molecular function: double-stranded DNA binding. NCBI's taxonomy places the organism in Eukaryota, Fungi, Ascomycota, Dothideomycetes, Mycosphaerellales, Mycosphaerellaceae.
UAUCGGCAUCACGCUCCGCAACAGCACCCUCAAUUCUCUGCCCCGAACUUUUACGAUCAAGGCCAACCUCAACAGGUGUAUUACCAGACGCCUUCCUACCAGCAGCCUCAAUAUCCUUCUCCAAUCACUCCACAGAGUCAAUUCCCACACGACGAUCGAUACUCACCCGAUCCGUUACAAUACUACCAGCCGCCACCCCAGGGAUAUCAACAUCAGCAACAGCCUCCGCCUCGACCUUCGGCGUCACAGCCUCAACUUUUGCGACCUGAGGUGCCAAGACAGCCGACCCAUCGCUCUUCAUCACAGUCACAAUGGCAGCAGUCUUCUCAACCUCCACGGCAGCCUAGUCUGGCCUCACCCGUGAACACACCGUCUCAAGUACCGCAGCAAAGGCAGCAGCAGCAGCAUCGUCCUCCGUCUCAAUCUCAUCCACCAUCAGUCCACUCCCAAACGCCCGUGCCGCUGCCUCAGAGCCAGCAAAUCCGUCAAGACUCGCAGCCUGGGUCUGCUCAAACCCAGCAUCAAACGCCCACUGUCGUCAACCCUCAGGAUUUGCAACGCAAAGUGGCUCACGUCCAGGUUCCCGUCGUCCGCAUGCUUCAACGAACGGAAGACAGCAUGGAGAGAGGGCCAAAACGCAGACGUUCCAACGACGGUCCGAUCCCUGCUAACACUCCAAGUGUUGACUACCAAGCCGCUCUGUUGACUCUUUCGGACGAGUAUAUCACUGCUGCUUACAGUAUGAGUGGUUCACUGAAUACUGCUGAAGUCGACGAGGACAUACUUGACCAUUACCACGCGCUGCUCGCCACGGGUAUGGGCUGUUUGGAAUCCGUACUGAACAAUUAUCGCAUACCAGAUGCUCGGAAGGAAGCACGGAUCCGCUUGCGACUUGCGAGCCUGUUGUUCGAGGAGACCGACAACGACACCGAGGCGGAAGAAGUGCUCAGCAAAGGCAUAUCAACCUGCGACCGAUUUAGACUGACCGAUGCGAAGUACGCCAUGCAUCACCUCCUCGCCCGAAUUUGGCACAGCGGUGGCAAGACCAAAGCGGCCAUGAAGGCUGUCGACAAGCUGAUCGUCGAGGCCGAAAAGCUUGGUCUCACCCACUGGAUCUACGCCUUCCGGUUCCUGCGGCUGUCCUUUGGCUUGCAGGCCGAGCAUCCUCAAACUGAGACUGCAACUCUCGUGAAGAAUUUGAGCGCAAUCAGUGACAUCGCCAGUCAAGAAUACAACAUUUCUGUCCAGAUUGUGGCUUCGGCAUUCACGGCACUCGUACACCUCCGCUCCACUUCUCCUGACAGCCUUGACAUGGCACAGCGAGCCCUUGCUACAGCGAGAGCCCAUCAACUUGGCCCUGAGAUGGCGUCAAUGCCUCAAGUCAAGGCCAUGCUUGACUUCCUGGAUCUGGCUUGUAGCCUCGUGAAUCUACAAGCCGAUCAAGCUAUCACCAAGAUGCGCUCCAUGCAGUCUGAUCUGGAUGCUGCUGCGAGAAAUCCGUUGUGGCCACAGAUCGGAAACGAAUGGUUCUUACCUUUAGCGCAGCUGAAGGGCACGUCCGCAGAUCUUGAACUCGACACUCAAGGCAUUUUCAAGACGACACCAAGUGGAGAUCCGGGUCUGUCUUUCAAGUGGCUGACCAAGACGCAAGUCUACACGCUUGGCUUUCUACUCAGUGGCCUGUCCAACAUGCAUAAAAAUGCCGGAACCGAACACCAUGCAGAGUCGUUCCUGAGUGAGGGGGUGAAAUUGAGCAACGCCACCUCCAAAGCAGCUCUGCAAUCGCUCACGGUCGCGUCCACACAGUACAAUCACCAGCGACGAAUGCGACUCGUGCUUCUCCUUUACGUUGUGUUUGCCAUGUGCGGUCGCUCAGAGUGGGAGACGGCCACGAAGGGUGUGGCUAAUAUCCGCAGAGAUCUUCAACAUCUGGAGCGCCAACCAGAUGGGAAUGUUCUCGCCCUCGUGACCUAUCUGGAGGCACUGUGCAAGCAUGGUCUGGGCGACCUGGCUGGCGCACUCCAUCUGUACCGCUCACCGGAGCUGGUUCUUACACCAGAAGAGCAGGGCAAGGCUGGCCAAGGGACCGUGAGUUCUGUCAAGGUGAUCGCCACUUUGAACGCCAUCCUGAUCAUGCGAAUGUCCAUGGCCAACGACGCCAAGGUCGACCAGUUACUGGCACAAAUCGAACCUUUCUGCACCACUCACACCAACAGCAAUGGCAACGAGUAUGGCAACAAGGCGCUCAAAGCAGCUUACAACCUGCUUGGCUGUACCUCGUCUUCGCCGAGGGACGGCGACGGCACCAUUCUCAAGACAAAGCAGUACAUGCAGAACGCCAUGCAAGCAGCGCGGAGCAGUGCUGACGACCAUCUGCUCUGCAUGCUGGUGAACAUCAUGACGGACCUGUUCUUUACCAAUGUCGUCGGCGAGCAAUCUGAGAAGUCAGCCAAAGCAGGCCGGAACCUUGCAAAGAAGACCCAGAACAAGCUGUGGACCGCUGUGUCGGACCGCAUGUAUGCCGAUACACUGGAUCGCUCUGGCAAGACGGGCGAUGCUGGUCUGAUCAGGAAUGAGGCGUGGGAGACGAUGCAUACGCUGCCUCCGUUGCUGCAGGAAGCAUUCGUCGAUGUCAAAAGGGAGAGCGUGAUGUGAUGAACGGCUGACAUGUCGGCUGAUGCGGAUGAGCAUUUUAUGGGUUUAAUGAAGGUACAUGUACAGGACAGACUUACUGGCGUUCACAAUGAGGGCGCAAUGAUCGGCAUGGGAUGGAAGCAUAAAGGGCAAAGUCUAAAUUACGGAGGACAAUGAUAUGUCGGGCCAACGAGGUAUGAUUGAUAAUGUUCAAAGCACGCAUCUCACCUGGUUGCAAAACC